This is a messenger RNA of Vitis riparia (riverbank grape), 814 nucleotides long. RefSeq names its product gamma-glutamylcyclotransferase 2-3. The record is from RefSeq and is a predicted model, not a curated record. The transcript has 8 exons. Gene Ontology annotation, biological process: glutathione catabolic process. Gene Ontology annotation, cellular component: cytoplasm. Gene Ontology annotation, molecular function: glutathione specific gamma-glutamylcyclotransferase activity; gamma-glutamylcyclotransferase activity. Bases 58 to 627 code for a protein of 189 amino acids. NCBI's taxonomy places the organism in Eukaryota, Viridiplantae, Streptophyta, Magnoliopsida, Vitales, Vitaceae.
CUAGAUUUGCUCUUCCUCUCGCAUUUUCCAUCUGGUGGAGACUGUAGAGGGAGAGAAAUGGUUUUAUGGGUAUUCGGGUAUGGGUCACUGAUAUGGAAAGCAGGGUUUGAAUAUGAUGAUCGACGAGUUUGUUUCAUCAAAGGGUACCGUCGUGUCUUCUACCAAGGUAGUACAGACCACAGAGGGACACCAGAAUACCCAGGAAGAACAGUUACAUUGGAGCCUGCUGAAGGAGAGAUCUGCUGGGGAGUUGCCUACAAGGUUUCCAAGGAGGAAGAUGAACAGAUUGCAUUAACAUAUCUAGAAGUGAGGGAGAAACAGUAUGACAAGAAGGCUUAUCUUGAUGUUUAUGCUGAGCCAAUGGCUACUACUCCUGUCAUCUCUGGAGUAAUGGUAUACAUAGCAUCCCCAGACAAGAAGCUUAAUCAUAACUACCUUGGCCCUGCAUCAGUUGAAGAGAUUGCCAAACAAAUUAUUCAUGCUGAAGGCCCCUCAGGUCCUAACAGAGAAUAUCUUUUCCAACUUGAACAAGCACUCCUUCAAAUGGGAUGUGAAGACAAACAUGUAAUGGAUCUCGCGAAUGAAGUGAGGCGCAUCCUUUCAGAGAAGGAGCUGACUGUUUCAUGACCCCAUGUAACAAUGGACAAGAGCAUUCUGAUUAGAAUUGAAACUCAAAAAUGUCCUCAAACUUUUAUGAGUUGAUAAAAUAUUAUUUAUUGGAUAGAGAAACAUUGUUGAGACUCGUUGUUGAAGCUCUGGAAAGUGAGACCCUGAAAGGCUUAUAUGAAUAAUAAUAUCUUAAUAAAUUCAUGAA